AUGUGUGGUACUCCUUCAAUUCGCAUCAACUCUCACGACCACCGCUACCACAGUCCGCCGUCCAAUUCUCGCCAUUCGCCCCAUCGCUCGCUGCAUGCGCCGGCGUCGCCGAUGGCCAUUCAAUCCCGAGCACAAGAGUCCCCGGUGCCACCAGCCCUCCCGCCGCCCCGCGAUGUUUUCACCGACGACAUGACGCCCCAGGCGCAGCAGAAAGAAUGGAUGUUUUUCAACAAGGAAUAUGUCGAUCAGCACUGGACCGACUUUGGCAAGGCCGCCACUGUCAGGCCCGGUUCGAGUCUGCUGGGCGGCAACAAGGCGCAUCAGGGCUCCGAAGGCGACGACCACACACAACAUGAAAUAGACGCCUCCCGGAGAGGCAGCUCCAUGUCCACCGUCACCGCGCCGCAUCGCAACUCUGAGGCCAUGAUCGAUCCUUGCGAAAAAGACGAAUCAAAACUCUCUGGCUAUAGACUUCAGAGCGAACGACAACUGGAGCAACGAUCACUCAGCACCUCAUCGCAGGCUUAUGAUAGAAACUUGCUCUCAAAGAUCGGCGGACCGAACACGCCCAAUAGACUUUCGGUUUCAGGCGGCCCGGAAACCACAGGAGCCGUGUCCCCUGGUGCCGAGCCGACUGCAGAACACGCCUCAAGGCAUCUCUCUACCUCUUCAUCUGAAAGGCGCCAUCCUUCGGUCGACAGCUCGACCUUUAGAUGGUCUGUAUCGAGUGCUGCCUCGCCCGGUCCCUUCCGCAACCCCAACUUCAAUCCGGAGAACAGCCGGCCGACAGCACUGCGACACUCGAGUUUUCAAUUUGACGACAACGCCUCGCAUCGCAGCAGUUAUGAUCAAUCAAUGUUCUUGCAUGACGAGUUUUCUACAGAGGAGGGUCAGAUGAAGGACCUGAAUCUCAACGAUCGCGAUGAUUUCCAACUCCACGCAAAACCAGGCAUGAAGAGGCGCGCUUCGUCCCCGCAUAGAGAUUCCUUACGCGAGGACCGCUCUUCCGUUAGUAGCGCCCCGGGUGGCAGUGACUUAUACACUCGCCGCUCUUUACAACAAUAUCCUAAUCGUAAUCCCUCAAUCUCGGCGUCGAGGUACGCGCCGAGCCAUCAUGGUUCAAUAUCUUCUGCCUCAUCAUACAACCCUCGAAAUGGUUCCCUGGCCUCAUCAUACACGCUUUCCGUCUCUAGCAGCGCUACGAGCUAUGCGUCAGGACGUAUAUCGCCUGGCAUGAUGUCGCCAGCUAUAAUCGACCCGGAGCUGGGAGCCAUGGGAUACACAAAUGCUAAGCCACUGAACAAUCCAAGCCCUGGGCCUCAACAAACUAUGCCGGCUUACUCGCGCACAAUGUCUGACACUCCCGUCCAUACGGCUCUACAAACUCCCGUCGACAGUGCUCCACAAUCACGGCACAACAGUCUUCCUGGCGUACAGGGCAUCUACAUAUGUGACUGCUGCCCUAAAAAGCCAAAGAAGUUCACAAGUGAAGACGAUUUGAGGGCUCACCACAUGGAGAAGCAAUACUCAUGCCUCUACUGUCCAAACCGCUUCAAGAACAAGAAUGAAGCGGAGCGACAUCAGAAUUCUUUGCACUUACGCCGUCAUUCUUGGUCGUGUGCCGCUCUCAAUGCAAUUGAGACAAUCUUCCACACAUCGCCUACCACAAAUGGAGCAACAGACAUCUGCGGCUACUGCGGUGAAGAGUUCCCCAACCCAGCAGACUGGAACCACCGACGCGACCACGUCCUCGGGACACACAAGUUCGGCGAAUGCAACCAAGCAAAGAAGUUUUAUCGCGCCGAUCACUUCCGUCAGCAUCUCAAGCACAGCCACGCAGGAACGAGCGGCAAAUGGACCAAUAUGCUCGAGACGACGUGUAUGCGUGACGAACCACUGCCUCAACCCAUGUCUAUGGCCGGCAUUAUGCACAACAACGGUGCACCGGCGAUGCCUAUGAUGGGUAUGGCGAAUACAGCCGGGCCACCUAUGGGCGGCAAACCAGAAGUCAUCACAGAGAUGCCGCACGAAGCAUGA
Messenger RNA from Aureobasidium pullulans EXF-150, 2037 nucleotides. RefSeq lists its product as uncharacterized. The transcript has 3 exons. Lineage: Eukaryota; Fungi; Ascomycota; Dothideomycetes; Dothideales; Saccotheciaceae. The record is from RefSeq and is a predicted model, not a curated record. Bases 1 to 2037 code for a protein of 678 amino acids.